AUGGACACGUUGGAUCCCCAAGCCAGAAGGCGACUCCAAAAUCGCCUCAAUCAACGCGCUAGCAGAAAGAGAAAAGCUCUAGAGGCUAAGAAGCAAAAAUGGAUAGUCUACACCGAAGAAUCCAACAGUCCGGAUAAUGCCCUUAUCCGAACAAAAGCAACGCACCAAGUCACCCAAUUACCACCACCACCACCACCAGGCAUAACUAUUCAUUGUCUCAACCAUCUCACUCCCACCCAGCGCCGUCAAUACAUAGCCUACCUCCAAGCACUAGCUGCGCACAUGCUUGAAACCCCUGUCAUCUCACCCACUCUCACAUUCUGCCUCACACAAUACAAUAGCCUCCGCGCUAUGGGUCUCAACGCCAGCCUCAUGGGCCUGACACUAGAGAUUCUAGAUGAAGACCUGGCAUCUCAAUUCAAUAUCGACGGUUUUAUAAUGACUCACCUCCCGGCAAGCUUGUUACCAUCCCCGAAACAAAGGAAAAUAUUACACCAUCCGUGGGUCGAUUUGCUUCCCAUGGUAUCUCUCCGAGAGGCACUUCUUGAUCGGGAGGGCAUCCUUGAUGAGGAUCAGGUGUGCGAGGAUCUAUAUGGGACUUGUCUUUCUUCUGAAGUCGGGCUUCGUGUUUGGGGAGAGUCGUGGGAUCCGUUUGCUUAUGAGGUUUCGGAAAUUUUGGCUAGGAAAUGGACCUGGUUGGCUACGGAGUGUCCGGAUAUUAUCAAGUCUACUAAUUACUGGAGGAAGCAGCGGGGGGAGAAAGCCAUUGUUGUUGAGAUUAGCUGA
This is a messenger RNA of Penicillium bovifimosum, 786 nucleotides long. Its product is annotated as bZIP transcription factor. Bases 1 to 786 code for a protein of 261 amino acids. Lineage: Eukaryota; Fungi; Ascomycota; Eurotiomycetes; Eurotiales; Aspergillaceae. The record is from RefSeq and is a predicted model, not a curated record. The transcript is spliced from 2 exons.